AUGGUAUUAACCUAUAAUAGAAAGCAUUUAGAAGAAGGGUUAGUAGAUAACAACGGGGAUGAUGCAGAGGUAGAGAGAAAUUAUAGUAAAGAAUUAACCACAAGAGACUAUAAGGCAGUUGUAGAAAAGAGUAUGAUAGUAAUUGUCUGUGGCUUAAUGUUAACUUUGAUGCUUAUGUUAAUCUUUAUAUUUAUUAUAAGUAUUUUUUCAGAGCCGGAAACAUCACUAGUUUCCAAUCUGCUGGUUGACAUGUUAACUGAAAGUUAUAAUACUGAUUUAGUUAAUGUAGAAUCAGGUGUUAGUAAUAAUGAAAACCUAUACCCUUCAAAGAAUAUGGAACGAUAUAUGUCUUUAGAUAAAAGGGGUUGGAGGCAAGAUGCAGUAGAUGGAGCAAUCACAAUGUUUGCUAGUGUAUCUGUAAAUGUAUUCUCAACGCUUAUCGUGAGCUGCUCCCCAUCAUUCUUAGAUUAUUUUGGUAUAGUAGUGCCUGAGGCUAUGGUUUUGAGAAUAUCAGUGUGUGCAUGGUCACUUGGCAUAGCAGCGCUUGUUUCAUACGCCGGACUGUUGAUGCAAGCUCACCGCGCGAAUGGUGGAUGGCAAUUUGAUAAUGGUUCAGGCAGUGCUAAUGAUAAGAGAUUCAUAGGCGCUUUCGAAGAAGUAUUUGGUACAGCAGGAGUGUUUCCGUUAUUUGACGAUAUGUUUAUCGUCAAUGGGACGCCUAUAGGCAGUAAUCAUUUUAACAAGCGUGAUGAGUAUCUUGACCAUGGUAUUGAUGUGAAAAGUUUGAUACAUAUGAAUGACACUGAAAUGGUACACAUGGCUUAUACUUUUUAUGUAGAGCUGCAUGACCAUAAUAAAUCAGUUGUUGCAGAAAUUAAUGCGCUUGAAGACGCUAUAGAAACAUGGAAAAGAUGUGGUACUAGCGACUAUUGUCGUAGCUCCAGGAAUGUAUGGUUAGAUGCGAAUAGCACGUCAUUACAUAAGCGUGAUGGAGGUGAUUGGGCUUCAUAUAAUGACUGGGGUUUUAAUGGUGGUUAUGUCAAUGACUGGUGGCUGUGGGACGAAUUCAAGCAUGGUGCUCAAGCAAUGCAAGGUGAUAAUUCAAACGUAGAGCAUGUGCAACCAUGUACUAAUGAUGCUAGGUGUUAUGCUGCAGCUUCGAAGUAUUGCUUGGCAGGCGGUAUGAGUAGUAAUAGAAAGCAGGAUUCCGCUUGGGUAGGAGAAGUAUACCUUAACUCUUACGGUGGUAUAGAUGGUGAAUGCUUUAACGGGUGA
This is a messenger RNA of Debaryomyces hansenii CBS767, 1275 nucleotides long. Its product is annotated as DEHA2G11660p. The record is from RefSeq and is a predicted model, not a curated record. Lineage: Eukaryota; Fungi; Ascomycota; Pichiomycetes; Serinales; Debaryomycetaceae. The coding region runs from base 1 to 1275 and encodes 424 amino acids. The transcript has a single exon.